Molecule: messenger RNA, 512 nt
Organism: Rhododendron vialii
Lineage: Eukaryota; Viridiplantae; Streptophyta; Magnoliopsida; Ericales; Ericaceae
Product: replication protein A 32 kDa subunit A-like
Exons: 5
Coding region: 50-313 (87 amino acids)
Source: RefSeq, a predicted model, not a curated record
AUCACAAGUCAAUAAUUUAAAUUUUAAAGAGCUAUUUUGGACUCAUUUCAUGCCCGUGACAAACUUCGAUGAGCUUACCUUCCUCUUCGUCGAGUGUAUACAUUUCCAAGUGCAAAAUUCCAGAACAAAGCAAGGAGAUGCCACAACUCAGUCUCAUUCUGUGACUCCAUCUACAAACACAAUUUCGAGGGAUGGAUCAAAUGGAUAUCAGUCAACACCACCAAAUCAUUUCUCUGGACGAUUUAGUGUAGAGGGACUGAAGGGAUUUGAUCAAAUGGUGCUUGAUUAUCUGCAGCAACCUUCAAACUUUUGACGGGAAAAAGGGGUACAUAGGGAUGAACUGUCCCAGAAGCUAAAACUUCCUAUGGAGAAGAUCAUUGAAUCUAUCAGAACACUUGAAGAGGAAGGGUUGAUAUACAAACAAGACAUAUCACAUCUAUAUCAAAACUUGUUCCAUUCAACAGGCAUGCAUUCGUGCUAUGCACGAAGGAGCACCUAGUUUGUUAUAAAAU